AUGGAUCUAGACUGGCAAAGAAGUGGUGUGAAAGAGAAAUGGGGAAAAGCCGAGGCCCGCGGUGACGGCGUCAGAGUUUCACCCGGGGAGGCGAGCGGCAGCGGGACGGGGGAACGGCGGGGUAGCCAAGCAACGCCGGACGCGCUGACGUCGCCGGGGCGGCAAAACGUCCGCCCGGGCCCGAGGCGGGCGGAGGCAGCUGUGGUUACGUGCGGGGGGCCGGUGACGCAGUCGCGGGGCGCUGGGACGCGGCGUGCCGAGCCGGCCGGCGGGGGCAGGCCCCAGGGCCCGGGCGCGGCAGCGGGACAGCACCUACCUUCCCGGCUUCAGGUCCGGGAGUGCGGGGCGCGGAGCCGCCGGAGCGCUGCCUCCCUCCUUCCUCCUCCCCCCGCCCCCGCCCCGCAGCGCGACACACAAUACUCGCCGGAAGCGGAAGCCGCGCCGAGAGGCUCGUGUCAGUGGAAGCCUUGGUGUCGGCUGGCGGCCGCCGCAAGGCCUAGCAGUGCCUGCGGAGAAGGAGAAGGAGGGGGUCAGAGGAGGGUUCCAGAGCAGACAUGGAUGAGAUCCAGAAAGUACCUGAGUUCCUGGGAACUGCUUGCCUCAGCAAAGUUUGCAAGUUGAGAAGACAGUAGAGAGUCAGCUGGCAAGCUGGAAGUCAUGAUCCAAUUUUCAGAUCCAGCAUCACCACUGCCACAUCUUAUUGGUUAGAAGAUGAUUCCAGGUCUUGCCCACACAAAUUGGGAGGAGAUUCCACAAGGCCAUGUGGACCAGGAGGUGGAGACCAUUGGGCCUUAUUAUAAUCUGUAUGGGGAUGUUCCAGGUGACAGAUGACAGAAAUGGAGGGUAGCACAGUCUCUGAACUGGAUGUGUUCAUACACGGGUUGCACAACCUUUUUUUUUUUUUUUUUUAAUGUUUAUUUAUUUU
Lynx canadensis (Canada lynx) is the source of this 925-nucleotide messenger RNA. RefSeq lists its product as uncharacterized. The transcript is spliced from 4 exons. The coding region runs from base 1 to 621 and encodes 206 amino acids. The record is from RefSeq and is a predicted model, not a curated record. NCBI's taxonomy places the organism in Eukaryota, Metazoa, Chordata, Mammalia, Carnivora, Felidae.